CGCCAUGGACCGCUUCGCCUGGGCCAGCGGCCUGCUGGAGAUCCACGAGAGCCUCGUCACGCAGCAGCGCGGGGUCCGCCUCUACGACGGGGAGGAGAAGGUGAAAUUUGAUGCAGGGGUAUUGUUACUGAGUACACACAGAUUGAUCUGGAGAGAUCAGAAAAAUCAUGAAAGUUGUAUGGCUAUUCCACUUUCUCAGAUUGUCUUCAUUGAAGAACAAGCAGCUGGAAUAGGGAAAAGUGCCAAAAUAGUGGUCCAUCUUCAUCCAGCAUCUUCCAACAAGGAUCCUGGUCCUUUCCAGAGCAGCAAAUAUUCUUAUAUCAAACUUUCAUUCAAAGAACAUGGUCAGAUAGAGUUCUACAGGCGGUUAUCAGAAGAAAUGACACAGCGAAGGUGGGAGAACAUGCCCGCUUCUCAGACCAUUCAGCUAAACAGAGGUCCACAGACUGGAAGAAUAAGAGCUGCAGGAAUAGUAGGUAUUGAGAGGAAAUUAGAAGAAAGAAGAAAGGAGAUGGAUAAAAACAUAUCUGAGGCUUUUGAAGACCUCAGCAAACUAAUGGAAAAGGCUAAAGAAAUGGUGGAAUUAUCCAAAUCGAUUGCUAAUAAGAUCAAAGAGAAGCAAGGUGACAUCACUGAAGAUGAGACCAUCAGGUUUAAAUCCUAUCUCCUGAGUAUGGGUAUAGCAAAUCCAGUUACUCGAGAAACCCAUGGAUCUGGCACACAUUACCAUAUGCAGUUGGCAAAGCAACUGGCUGGUAUUUUACAGGCACCACUGGAAGAACGGGGAGGAAUAAUGUCGCUCACAGAAGUAUAUUGUUUGGUGAAUCGUGCUCGAGGCUUAGAGUUGCUUUCACCGGAAGAUCUAGUAAAUGCGUGUAAGAUGUUAGAAGCUCUGAAAUUGCCUAUAAGGCUACGUAUAUUUGACAGCGGCGUUAUGGUGAUUGAGCUCCAGUCCCACAAUGAAGAGGAAAUGGUGGCUUCUGCUUUAGAGACGGUCUCUGAGAAGGGGUCUCUCACAGCAGAAGAGUUUGCAAAGCUUGUGGGAAUGUCUGUACUUCUAGCCAAAGAGAGGCUUCUUCUAGCAGAAAAGAUGGGCCAGCUUUGCAGAGACGAUUCUGUGGAAGGCUUGCGAUUCUAUCCAAAUUUAUUUCUUACACAAAGUUAGCCAUCGGUGCGUUCCGUCCUCCCCCUGCCGAUUCCAUU
Molecule: messenger RNA, 1203 nt
Organism: Euleptes europaea (tarantolino)
Lineage: Eukaryota; Metazoa; Chordata; Lepidosauria; Squamata; Sphaerodactylidae
Gene: VPS36
Product: vacuolar protein sorting 36 homolog
Exons: 14
Coding region: 5-1165 (386 amino acids)
Biological process (GO): protein transport to vacuole involved in ubiquitin-dependent protein catabolic process via the multivesicular body sorting pathway
Cellular component (GO): ESCRT II complex; late endosome membrane
Molecular function (GO): ubiquitin binding; phosphatidylinositol-3-phosphate binding
Source: RefSeq, a predicted model, not a curated record